UAACAAUUGAGCGUGAGAACUUUAUGUCUCAUAUGUAGUGGUUCUGAGUAACAGAAAAUAAGCUUCCUAAUGAUUGAGCGGGAGAAUUUCCUCUCUCACAUGUAGUGCUUCUACAUAUUACAAUAUAAGUUUGCUAACAAUUGAGCGAGGAAGUUGAACAAGAUAAUUUUGUCUCUCUAGAUAUACGAAGAUAAGAAGAUAAGUUUGCUAAGAAUUGAGCGGAAAAACUUUCUUUCUCAUAUGUAGUUCUUUUAAGCUAGGAAGCACGGAAACGCCUAUCUCCUUCAAGUUUCCGUCCCGGAAACGUUUCGAAAACGGGAAACGAAGGGAAACGCUGGGGAAACGUCGGGAAAGGCCAGGAAACGUUUCUAGGCUAUUGGGCUUUUGGGCCGGGUUGGGAAACGUUUCCGAUACGUUUUUUUAAUUCAUUAUAUGCGUUUCUUUCUGAAUCUGAAGGAUACCAUUCCUGCUGUGCCGCACUCUAUCCGCAAACGAACGUCGUCCGCAAUCCUUCUGCAAUCCUUCUGCACGACUCCCCAGUCCCGCACUCGAAAACGAAGGCUUGAAGAGUUGCGACUCCCCUGUCCCCAGUCGACUCGAACAACAAAGUCAGACAGUCUGCAUCGGACUUGAACGAUUGAAGAGUUGAAGCUGCCAGCGACGAACCCUUGUGAAAGACACAAAGGCUCUGGUGUUGCAUUGAAGGCUUGAAGAACAGGAUAUCCCUUGCCGCUUAUUUGUGAGGCGUUUUGUAGCUAGCAGAUUGAAAGAAUGACAUGCACACCUAUGAAGCCACAAAAUUGGGGAUAGAAGAUGCGAAGAGCCCAGUGAACAAAUCCAUAAGAUCAUAAUCAAUCUCUCUUCCAAGAAUGUCAACAAUAUCAUGAAAGUUUGAGGUGAUUUGGUUCCAAACCUCGGUCAGGAUCUAGGGAUAUAGUGUCUUAAAGAACAUCAUAAUUGGAGAUCAAGACUCCCACCAACAAUUAACCGGGGAUUUUGCUUCUGCAAUGGAUUAUUUGAGUACCGAAGUUUCGAAGUCCAUGGAGACUGAUCCCAUUAUUCACCUUUCUGUGCCUAAUUCUCAGGAUGCUGCGACCAAGGAUUCAUGGAAUGAUGAAGAUGACGGUUUUCCGCUGGAUAAACUAUCUUUAGCAUUAACCAUGUUGCAUAAACUUCCCGUUCCUAAAACAGAGAAAAGAACACAUGUAGUUCUCGUGUCUACUGGCAGUUUCAACCCUCCUACUUAUAUGCAUCUGCGUUGUUUUGAGCUGGCAAGAGACACAUUAAUUUCACAAGGAUUUUGUGUCAUUGGAGGUUACAUGUCACCCGUGAAUGAUGCGUAUAAGAAGAAGGGUCUUAUAUCUGCCAAGCAUCGAAUUGCAAUGUGUUGUCUGGCUUGUAAGAGCUCCGAGUUUGUAAUGGUGGAUCAGUGGGAGGCACGUCAGAAUACCUAUCAGCACACAUUGACAGUUUUGUCUAGAAUCAAGGUCUCAUUACUGAACAGUGGAUUGCUAUCAGAUUCCCUCAAGGUUAUGCUCGUAUGUGGCUCAGAUUUGCUAAAAUCUUUUAGCACUCCAGGAGUUUGGAUACCAGAGCAUGUCAGGACAAUAUGUAGAGACUUCGGAUUGGUUUGUGUUCGAAGAGAUAGUCAGGAUGUUGAUAGGAUUAUUACUGAUGAUGACAUCUUAAGUGCGUACAAGGCCAAUAUCAAAAUCGUAGAUGAGGUAGUGCCGAACGGUGUCAGUUCAACUGGAUUGAGGGAUUGCAUCUUAAAGAGGUUGUCAAUAAAAUAUUUGACUGCAGAUGAGGUGAUUGACUAUAUUGAGAAGCACAAUCUCUACCAUGUCCAAAUUUGAGUUGAUUGUUCUGGAAACUCACUCAGAUGAGGGGUCUUGCUCUAAUAUUGCAGUGUGAGCUGGAGGAAAAACAAUACUAUUUCUGUUCCAUAUUAUGGUUCCCAUUCUCUAAAUCUCCAAUUUUAUAUACCAAAUAUUUAUCAUAUUCAAAAUUGGGUUUUGCUGUCUUGUAGAGCUUUAGUGUAUUUGUAAUACAAGCAAACGUCAGAUACUAAUAAUAAAACGAAUCCUCAGACAAGUCCCAUAAUUAUGUUAAAACUAACAUGGGCGGAAGGAAUGUAAUACAAGAGUUUACGUUGGAAACACAAAUGCAAACAGAAUUAUUCAUCAUUCACUUAAGUAAAUGAGUUAUUUAUGAACAUUUCA
Messenger RNA from Cuscuta europaea, 2222 nucleotides. The record is from the annotation of a GenBank genome assembly. NCBI's taxonomy places the organism in Eukaryota, Viridiplantae, Streptophyta, Magnoliopsida, Solanales, Convolvulaceae.